AUGGAUGAUCUAGACCAAUACAUCGACAGUUACUCCAAACAACGGUGGAAAGUUUUCGUUUUGUUGUUGAUGGCCGGCACACCGGGUAUAUUCAAUGCUAUCCAGAUAUCGUCGUACGUGUUUCUAGUCGACAAACCUUCAUACUGGUGUGAUAUACCAGAUCUGAAAUCGGCAGGAUGGAGCGACCAGAUGAUCAUUAAUGUUUCCACGCCACAUCAAAAAUAUUCAUCAAAAAAACUUGAAGAAUGUACUUAUUACAAUCAAAAUUAUUCAAUAUUUGCCAAAAAUGGUUACAAUUGGUCAAUGAAUAAUUUAGAUACUGCCGAUUCUAAACCUUGUCAGUACUAUAGUUACAGUACCAGAGAAUCUGUUGUAACUGAAUGGAAUUUAGUUUGUGAUAAUGUAUCGAUGAAGUCCAAUGUCCACGCCACUAUGGCUUUUGGAAAGUUUGUUGGUGGACUUUUAUUUGGUUCAAUAUCGGAUGUAUAUGGCAGGAAGUUUGCUUUUAAUUUGGCAGCUUUUAUUUACAUGGUUUCAGGACCAUCUGCUGCUCUGAUUGAUUCAUAUGUAUUAUUUUUAAUUGCAAGAUUCUUGAUAGGUGUAGCUGGAUCUGGAAUUUAUGAAUCAUCAUAUACAAUAUUGACUGAGCUGACAAGUGGUAAGACUCGUACUUUACUUUGUCUUUUGAUGAAUAUGUCGUAUCCAAUUGGUUAUAUUUUGUUAUCAAUUAUUGCUUAUUAUGUACGACCAUGGAGAAUGUUGCUUUUAGUUUUGUCUUUGCCCAUGUUUGGAUUGUUGAUACAAUGCUGGUUUCUACCUGAAUCUCCUAAAUGGUUAAUGUCCCAAGGUAGAACAAAACAAGCUUGGGUGGAAAUGGCUAAACUUGUUCCAACUGCAGUUCAUGCAAACAUUAAUAAUGAUGGCCAAAAUAAUGUAGAAAUUAGUAAGAUAAAAAAGAGUAAUGGGAAAUUUACGGAGAUCUUGUCAGCAUAUACGUCAUUGUUUUCUACACUGGACUUAUCCGCAAAAACAGUUAUUUCUUUAUUUUUUGGAUUAUCUUGUGGUUUAUCGUAUUAUGUUAUUGCAUUGAACGGGGAUAAUAUAACUGCUGAUCGUUACAUAUACGUUGCGCUAAACGGAGUUGUUGAAGGUGUAUCAUACGCGUUAACUGUUCCUUUAUUUCUAUAUGUUGGGCGCAAAAAAGCAGUUUCAUCCCUUUUUUUCGCAUCAGGAAUAUUGCAACUGACAUUAUUGGCAAUACCACUUGAAAAAGCAAACAUUUUAUUAUGCGUGACUUUAAUUGGAAAAUUUUUCGUAAGUGCCUUAUUUUCAGCCAUUGUACUCUACGUAUCAGAAUUAUAUCCAACUACAAUCAGAAAUACUGGUAUCGGAAUAUUAUUGACUUUUUCUCAGAUAGGAUCUAUUAUUGCACCAUAUAUAGUUGAAAUAUUGGGAGCUAAGGCAUGGUAUAUUCCGAGUACAGUGUGUGGGACACUUGGUAUCUUUGUUUCAAGCUUGGUUCUGAUGUUGCCCGAGACAAAGAAGACAGUAUUACCAAAUACUCUAGAAGAUAUGAAAAACACAAAUUCCGUCAAACUUAGCAAUUGUUUUAAAUUUUAA
Molecule: messenger RNA, 1620 nt
Organism: Macrosiphum euphorbiae (potato aphid)
Lineage: Eukaryota; Metazoa; Arthropoda; Insecta; Hemiptera; Aphididae
Source: the annotation of a GenBank genome assembly